AUGCGAAGCCGUAUCCUUCCGCUGUGGCACAGCCUCCUGCGCCUCCCGAGACAGCAGCCCUCGUGGUACCGCGACCGUCUCCGCGAGGAGCUGCGGGAGCGUCGCGCGGCCACGAGCCCGCUGCGACGCCUCAGCGAGACGGCCGACGUCCUCUACGUGCUCACCCGCGCAGCCCACGACGGGCACCCGCUGCGCAGCCCGCCGCCGUCGCUGCCUCGCGGUGUGGUUUGCGCGUACAUGGUGGCCAAGUACACGUCGCGGUGGCUGUUUUACCGCGCCGCCGCCGCGAUGGCGGGAAGGCGGGCGGGGGUGACUAUGAGCCAGGGAGUGCGCGAGGUGAUCAACCCGGCAAAGAAAAGCAAGGUUGGCGAGGUGGCGACGCGGCAUGGCCUGGACCGCGCCGAGUUUGAGCGGGUGUGCUUCCAGUUGAGGAAGUUCUGGCCGCUUCUGCCGUGA
This is a messenger RNA of Cordyceps fumosorosea ARSEF 2679, 456 nucleotides long. RefSeq lists its product as hypothetical. The record is from RefSeq and is a predicted model, not a curated record. Lineage: Eukaryota; Fungi; Ascomycota; Sordariomycetes; Hypocreales; Cordycipitaceae. Bases 1 to 456 code for a protein of 151 amino acids. The transcript has a single exon.